Molecule: messenger RNA, 1205 nt
Organism: Arachis duranensis
Lineage: Eukaryota; Viridiplantae; Streptophyta; Magnoliopsida; Fabales; Fabaceae
Exons: 5
Coding region: 56-1114 (352 amino acids)
Biological process (GO): base-excision repair
Molecular function (GO): DNA-3-methyladenine glycosylase activity
Source: RefSeq, a predicted model, not a curated record
CAACACAAUUUAACAUCUUCUUCUUCUUCUUCUUCAUCAUCUUCUUCUUCUUUCUAUGAUGUCUAAAUCAAAUAGUGUAAGAAAACAUGUUCUUGAGAAGAGCAAGAGUGUGAAAGAAACACGUUAUAAUAAUCAUAAUUAUAAUAAUAAUAAUAAAAAUAAUAAUCAUAAAGCAUUAUUGAGCCAAAGUUUCUUCCCAAAAUUCUUAAAGAAAGUUUACCCAAUUGGUCUUCAAAAAAGCAACUCCUCUUUGUCUUUGUCUUCAAUAUCAUUGUCUUUGUCUCAAAACUCAAAUGAUUCAUUGUCUCAAGCUGAUGAUUCGGUCACUAAUACUACUCCACUUGAUGAGAAGAUUUCAUUGGCAUUGCGUUUGAUUUCACCACAAACUACUAGUCAUGAAGUUCUUAGAGAUGACGAGGUUAAUAUUAAUAACUCACUGCCUAAAAUUGUUCAUCAUCAACAACAACCAAGUUCACUAACAAUAUUACUCAACAAUGAUGAUGAUGAGCCUGGUGAAUUGAGAAGAUGCAAUUGGAUCACAAAGAAUAGUGAUAAGGUGUAUAUAGAAUUUCAUGAUGAAUGCUGGGGAGUUCCAGCUUAUGAUGACAACAAAUUGUUUGAACUGCUAGCAUUGUGUGGAUUGCUCAUUGAUUACAAUUGGACAGAAAUUCUAAAAAGAAAGGAAACACUUAGAGAAGUUUUUGCUGAGUUUGAUCCAAAUAUUGUUGCAAAAAUGGAGGAAAAGGAAAUCAUGGACAUAAUAUCAAACAAGGCACUUUCUUUAGCAGAUAGUAGAAUCAUGUGCAUAGUAGACAAUGCUAAAUGCAUAAUGAAGAUUGUGAGAGAAUUUGGAUCAUUCAGUAGCUACAUAUGGGGGUAUGUGAACCACAAACCAAUAAUAAACAGAUACAGGUACCCAAGAAAUGUGCCAUUGAGAAGCCCAAAAUCUGAGGCCCUUAGUAAGGACUUGGUCAAACGUGGGUUUAGGUUUGUGGGCCCAGUUAUUGUUCACUCUUUCAUGCAAGCUGCAGGGUUGACCAUUGACCAUCUUCUUCAUUGUUAUAGGCAUAGUGAUUGUGUGAGACUAGCUGAAAGACCUUGGAGGCAUAUCUAAUUAACAUCAUGUCACUAUCACCAUUUUUUUUUCUUUUUACUUUUAAAAACAAUGUAAUAACUCAAUGAUUAAUGCAUAUUUGUUGUACUUA